Molecule: messenger RNA, 6968 nt
Organism: Physeter macrocephalus (sperm whale)
Lineage: Eukaryota; Metazoa; Chordata; Mammalia; Artiodactyla; Physeteridae
Gene: STK4
Product: serine/threonine kinase 4
Exons: 9
Coding region: 2614-3849 (411 amino acids)
Biological process (GO): protein phosphorylation; regulation of MAPK cascade; intracellular signal transduction
Cellular component (GO): cytoplasm
Molecular function (GO): ATP binding; protein serine/threonine kinase activity
Source: RefSeq, a predicted model, not a curated record
GACCUAACAAGUGGGAGAACUCCCACCCAAAGAAAUAGAAAUAAUGGAGCCAUCUGAAACAGGAUUUAACGUUUGUUUACGAUUUUCAAAAAGAUAAGAGGAGGGAAUAACAUCCUUAAAAGGAGAACACGAGAUUAUUAACAUGAACAACCCCAUGAAAAAGAAAAAGUUGGGAAUCUUGACAAUGAAAACUACAAUAAUUGAAGUUCUAGAGCCCAAUAAAUUGGAUAAACAGUCAACUAGACAAGCUGAAGAGAGAAUUUGUGAAUUGAAAGCUAGAAGUGAGACUGAUCACAAAAUGCAGGACAAAAAUAUAGUGUUGGAAACUAGGAAGACAGCAUGGAUUGAGGAGGUCCAAUAUAGGUCCAAUAGGAACUCUAGAAGGAGAUUAGAAGUAGCAGAGAAGAAAUAAAGAGAUAAUACUAAGAAUUUUCCAGACUUGAAUAAAGCCUUCAGAUUGAAGAAGCUUAUGGAGUGCCAAAUAAAUCAACUUCUAGUUAUAGUAAAAUUACAGAAUGUUAAGGAUAAAGAGAAAUCUGAAAAGCUACAGAAAGAGAGAUUACCCAUGAAAAAUGAUAACCUGAUGACAACUGACUUCUUUACAGCAAUAGAAGAUGAAAAACUACAGGAAAAGAGCUGAGGGAAAGCUAUUGUCAAAGAAGAAUUCUAUAUCCAGAAAAACUCGUUCCAGAGUGAGGGUGAAAUAAAAACCUUUUCACAUGUAUGGGACCUAGGGUAUCAAGAAUAACUUUGGAUGAAGUUACAGAAUACCCAAUUAACAGUGGCUAACCAAUAAGAGCAUUUAAUAACUAAGUAGCAAAAAAUCUGGGGGUGAAAGAUUCCAGAAUGGCUAACUGGCUUGAUGAUCUUUUAGCAUUUGUGUAAUUCUCAUAGUCUCAAGAUGGCCAUGUUAGUUUCAAGCAUCAUGCCUCAUGUGACAGUAACCAAAGGAGGAAAGGAAGUGGCAGGUGAAAAUGGGCCACCUUGUUUGCUUCUCUCUUACCAGGGAGGAAAGUUUUUCCUAGAGACCCUUCAGAAGAAUUCCUCUUAAAUUUCAUUGGCUGGAACUAGGUCAUAUGCUUACUACUAGUUCAGUCACUGGCAGAAGGAGAUAGAAAUCCUGCAACUGGCUUGGACCACCAUGCUUUAUCCCCGGGGACCAAGCAUUUGCCACCCUCACAAAUCGGGGGUUAUCGUAUCAAGGAAGAAGGGUCAGUGGUUGGAUCUUCCACACAUGGUCAGCAGUUGCCUUUCCCUGGCAAGAAAAAAAAAAAAGUUUUAGGCAACAUUUAAGUAUCAUUAUACUAGUUUUGCCAAUAUAAGGGAUUCUGAUGGAAUGGAAAUUUUUUGUGUGUGCUCUACAUAGAUUUUAAAAAAAAGUUUUCUGUGACUUUCACAUUGAAACAAUCCUUGAGCAUCACUUUGUUAGCUAGAGCACUCAGCUACUGUGAUAUAUUAGGUGGCACUGUUAUGAUCUUUUUUUUCAGUAAGACAGAAUGAAGAAACAGGUGUGUUUGGGAAAAAUGAAAGACAGUUUACUCAUUAUUUCACUGACAGCCAUCCAGAAUUUCAGUGAAAAUUAUCUAUGCAAGAUGAUGAUAUCUCAUUUAACCAUCACAAUUGUCUUGUAGUAGUAUUGUUGUCGUUUUACAGGUGAGAAAAUUGAGGCACAAGGUUAAUAAUAUGUCUGUAAAGGAGAGCUGAUAUGUAGUGGUGGUAGGACUCCAAUCCUGGGUCUUUAGAUUCUAAAUCUACUGUUUUAGCCCCCAAAUUGAAUAGCUACAUAACCUUUUAUUUAUCUUGAUAAUAAAUUCGUAAGGGAAGAUGGAGCAAAAGGCAAAAAGAAUUUGUAUGUGCUCUGUUCACCUGAUACUAGCAUUUAAGAGGCUUACAUUUUUAGUUUCCUUAAUGUUUUAAGUAUUAUUGCAAGUAAGAGGAGAAAGGACUAAAAGACCUCAUGGUACUGGAAUGAGUGCAAGAAAACCAAGACCCCCAUUUUUGUACCCCAAUACAGAUGUGGAAAGAAUCUAGGCUUUGUAUUCUGACAGACCUGGAUUCAUAUCCUGGACUGACCGCUUAUUUAUCACUUAUGUGACCUUGGGCAAGUCAGAUAACCUCUCUGAGCCUUUUCACAUUUGCCUGUAAAAUAGGGAUGAUGACCCCCUCAUGACCCCCUUUUUUGUUAGGAUGAACCUCAGAUGAUGCAAUUUCUAGCAGACAUCAGACAUGGUAGCUACUCUAAUUAUCACUGUUACUUCCUACUAAUACAUUCAGUAAAAUUUAAAUGUGAAGUUUUUAAGAUGCCAUUUUGUGGUAAGUUCUCUUAAGGACAAUUUUUCCCUGAAGUACUUUAGCUAUCUCAAUUUUGCAAGUGUAGCUAAGUAUAUAUGUCUUGGGCAUGUAGGGAUAUAAAUUAGAAUGGUGAGUUGCUUGUGUUUUUACCACUUUUUAUCUCUUGGCUUGCUUUGACUUUGUAAAUGUUCUCCUUCCCCCAAUUAUAGGUCCUAUGGCAGCGUGUACAAAGCUAUUCAUAAAGAGACAGGUCAGAUUGUUGCUAUUAAGCAAGUUCCUGUGGAGUCAGACCUGCAGGAGAUAAUCAAAGAAAUCUCUAUAAUGCAGCAAUGUGACAGCCCUCACGUAGUCAAAUAUUAUGGCAGUUAUUUUAAGAACACAGACUUGUGGAUUGUGAUGGAGUACUGUGGGGCUGGUUCUGUGUCUGAUAUCAUUCGAUUACGAAAUAAAACGUUAACAGAAGAUGAAAUAGCUACAAUAUUACAGUCAACACUUAAGGGACUGGAAUACCUUCAUUUUAUGAGAAAAAUACACCGAGAUAUCAAGGCAGGAAAUAUUUUGCUAAAUACAGAAGGUCAUGCCAAACUUGCAGAUUUUGGGGUAGCAGGUCAACUUACAGAUACCAUGGCCAAGCGAAAUACAGUGAUAGGAACACCAUUUUGGAUGGCUCCAGAAGUGAUUCAGGAAAUUGGGUACAACUGUGUGGCAGACAUCUGGUCGUUGGGAAUAACAGCCAUAGAAAUGGCUGAAGGAAAGCCCCCAUAUGCCGAUAUCCAUCCAAUGAGGGCAAUCUUCAUGAUUCCUACCAACCCACCUCCCACAUUCCGAAAGCCAGAACUGUGGUCAGAUAGCUUCAUGGAUUUUGUGAAGCAGUGUCUCAUAAAGAGCCCUGAGCAGAGAGCCACGGCCACUCAACUCCUACAGCACCCAUUUGUCAAGAGUGCCAAAGGAGUGUCCAUACUGCGGGAUUUAAUUAACGAAGCCAUGGACGUGAAGCUGAAACGCCAGGAAGCCCAGCAGCGGGAGGUAGACCAGGACGAUGAAGAAAACUCAGAGGAGGAUGAAAUGGAUUCUGGCACGAUGGUCCGAGCAGCGGGGGACGAGAUGGGCACCGUCCGAGUAGCCAGCACCAUGAGUGAUGGCGCCAAUACUAUGAUCGAACAUGAUGACACGUUGCCAUCUCAGCUGGGCACCAUGGUGAUCAACUCAGAGGAGGAGGAAGAGGAAGGCACUAUGAAAAGAAGGGAUGAGACCAUGCAGCCUGCAAGACCAUCUUUCCUUGAAUACUUUGAACAAAAAGAAAAGGAAAAUCAAAUCAACAGCUUUGGCAAGAGUGUCCCUGGCCCACUGAAGAACUCUUCAGAUUGGAAAGUUCCACAGGAUGGAGACUAUGAGUUCCUGAAGAGUUGGACAGUGGAGGACCUUCAGAAGAGGCUCUUGGCCCUGGACCCCAUGAUGGAGCAGGAGAUCGAAGAGAUCCGGCAGAAGUACCAGUCGAAGCGGCAGCCCAUCCUUGACGCCAUUGAGGCCAAGAAGCGGCGGCAGCAAAACUUCUGAGGGAGGCCAGGCCGGCAGGGCCCCGGGCCGACGGUGAACUCUGGCUCGCCCACCCCUCCAGCUGCCUCCAUCAUCUCUCCAGCCCCUCUGUGAACUCAGGAACGUGCGCCAGGGGCCAGGGCUGCCGUGCCGGCCAGCGCGCCGCCCUGACGUGUGUAUCUGAACUGGGCAGUUAUAUCAUUUCGGAGGGUUCACGUGGGCGCUUUGAGACUCAGAGUUUUCAACCCCAGAAACAGAGACUCCUAGUUGAGUGAGAGCUGGGAAAGUGUCCCACUGUCUUUUGUUUUUCUUCUCCCAGUAGCUUUCAGUGGUUCUUUCUGGAAGACUUUAAAAUAUAUAUAUAUAAAUAUGCAUAUAUAUAUAUAUAAAUUAUAACUAGAUUCCCCACAUGGCGUGGUGGCAUCUCUGUAUAGGUACAGUUUUAAACAGUUGCCUCUUUUCUGUAAGAUUAUGGUACUAUGGGACAUGAGGGCAGAGAACACCAGGAGACUGCUGGGGGCACUCUACCCCCUGGAGCCAACCCCACCCUUUUGCCAGGGCUGCACUGACAGAUGAGGUUGGGGCCUGUUCCUUUACCAUGCUUUCAGCCUUGUGCAGGCCAUCCCUGGCUUCUGGAGCUCUCAGUGAUGCCCAAGGGAAAGCCUUGAGCACUGGUGUUUACUUUCUGAGUCCCAGGAGAAGCCUGGCACGCUCCUUGCAAGACUGGCCUUUGCAGUUUCAGCGCCUUUCAUCCAUCUCCACUCUCCCAACUGCCUAGAGUCACAGCAAAGACACUGCCCAGUGCCUUAAGAGGACACGUGAUCCAGCAAGGGGACAGGCCUGCCAGGAACUCCUAGCAAAGUGGAGCUGUGUUCAGUCUGCAAAAGGGAAAAGGUUUUUGAAGUUCUCAUCAUCCAUGUGAAGAUUACACAUGUGGCGUUUUGCUCCACAUUCCUUACAGACGGGUAGAGGGCAUUGCUUUUGAGAUCCACAUUCAAACAUGUGACUGUUUUCUUUUUCAUUUUACUGCUACGGGUCUGGAAAGGGUAAAUGAAUAUCAGACUAAGAUUUGUUCUCCAGGAGACUCAACCCAGACCCGUAAAAUGCCAGAGCUGGAAGGGACCAUAGACAUCAUCUGGUCUAACAGAGGCUUAGAGAGGAGAAGUGACAUGGCCCAAAUCACAAAGCAAAUUAAAGUAAGAGCCGGAAUUGGGCUUUGGGGCUCCUCACUCCUGCUUCACUGAACCAAGCAGCCCCUUCUUGGAGGGAAGACACUUGUGUCAGUUUUGGUGAAGUUGUUUCAGGGAAUCCUGCUAAUGGAAACUUGCUCUUGCUUUGUCUCUUCAGUAGGCGACUGGCUGUGAAGAGAUUCCCAAGGGGAGCCUGCAGAUGGUUCAGUUUCAGCCAUUCCGUGAGCUCCACAGCAUCUGCCGGGCAGCAGACAGGCAUCAUGCGGGCAGAUGUGGGGCCUAGAGCAGAUCAGAGGGCUUUGCAACAGACAGCACUGAGCCAUCCCUCUGGAGCCUUGGCUCAUGGCCACAUGUCACUUAGUCACACAGCCAAGAGCAGACAGUUGGGAAAGACAACUGUCUUUUUGUUUUCUAGUACCUCUUCCCCUCAGAUAGGGGAGCUAUGACUAGGUUGCACCUAAGGAUACUGUAAUUUGAUUCCAUUAUUGCUUUUGCUACCCAAACCUGGGGGUCAGUGGAGAGUCAGGGAAUGUUCCUCUUCUGUGGCUGGAUUCUGUUCUUUACAAUUACAGCAAGUUUUUUAAAAUGCAAGAGGCUGUUGUCGGUCUGCAGGGCUUGGCCAGCUAAGCAGCCUUGUGGCAGGUACAGGCAACAGAGGACAAUUCGAGGAUCCCGCUACAAUAAUAAACGGCAGCUAGCGAUCAUGACCACUUAUUAUACGCCAGGCACUGCACUAGGUAGGUAGGCUCUUUGUGGCAGCUCCAAACUUCCCAGUAACUCUGUGAAUUAAGUACUUUAUCUCCAUUUCAUAGAUGAAGAAACAGGUUCAGAGAGAAAAAACUUCUCUCCCAAGGUGGUACAGGUAGUAAGUGGUAGAAUCAGGAUUCACAGCAUCACCAUGUGGGACCAGUAUUUACAGGGAAAAGGAAAGUCACAAGUCUUUUUUUUUUUUUUUUUUAAUUUUAUUCAGGUAGUUGAUUUACGAUGUGUUAAUUUCUGCUGUACAGCAAAGUGAUUCAGUUAUACAUAUAUAUAUACAUUCUUUUUCACAUUCUUUUCCAUUAUGGUUUAUCACAGGAUAUUGAGUAUAGUUCCCUGUUUAUCCAACAGGUCUUUGUAAAAAUGAAAUGACCACUUUUCUUGCACAGACUAAAAAACUCUAGCUGGCGUUCUCAGGUUGGGAAACCACUGAAUUAGUAGUCGAGUCUGACAGCCAAGUGAGUUUUAAAACCCAAAGUAUGGAGCAUGAAUUUUCCUACACCAUCUGCUGUGCUAAUUAACAGUCCUGCCUCAGUCUCUCUCUCUUUCUCUCUCUUUUUUUUAAAGGAUUUUGCACUUGGCCAGACAGGAGGGGAAUGCCCAUUCUUCUCCCUUCCUAAGCUAGAGCCAAGUAAAAGAAGGUUCGGUUUUCCCCCAUAAAUAUUCUUGGGUGAUGAAUCUCGAUCUGAGGUUUAUUUUGUUUCAAGCAUGUGUGCAUCCAGCAUGCUAGUCCAACAAAGUGCAUUGCUUUCCAGUCUAGCUAGGCAGAGCCCUUUGGCCAAAAGUCAGUUUAUUUUGGAUGAGAUGGAUUUCCUGACAAGGUGUGUUUGUUUUCUUGUGACAGGAAGGCAGAGAAGCAAAUCCUAGUCUUUUUUUUCCUUGAAUACUAAAUUCAAGAUAGGUCAGCUGGCUUCCAUUGAGCCCUGAGUGUCAGUCAUUGCUUGAGCAUUUGUGACUCAAGCUUCCAGGGGACUCUGGGCCUCUCACUUGUUCUCUCCUAGGAAACAAUGACCCAGACCUAACUGUGUCUUUUUUUUUUUUUUUUUUGCGGUACGCGGGCCUCUCACUGUUGUGGCCUCUCCCGUUGCGGGGCACAGUCUCCAGACGCGCAGGCUCAGCGGCCAAGGCUCACGGGCCCAGCUGCUCCGCGGCACGUGGGAUCUUCCCGGACCGGGGCACGAACCCGUGUCC